AUGGGUCAUUCAUUUAGUGAAGAUUUGAAAUGGAGAAUGGUCUACUUGUAUUUAGAUAGUUAUAACAAACAGAAGAUCAGUAAACUUCUUUAUACAAGUUAUUCAGGCGUUUGCAGGAUAUUAAGGAACUUUAAAAAAUGGAACUGUAUAGAAAAUCCAUUUAGAGGCCUUUCUGGUCAUAAGAAAUUAUUUAGAAGUACUGAUAUAAAGGUUUUGAAAGGACUAGUUAAUGAGAAAGUGGAUUGGUUUUUGAAUGAAUUGGUUGAAGAAAUGAAGAUGAGAACAGGCAGUGGCAUUCAUUAA
Acaulospora morrowiae is the source of this 303-nucleotide messenger RNA. NCBI's taxonomy places the organism in Eukaryota, Fungi, Glomeromycota, Glomeromycetes, Diversisporales, Acaulosporaceae. The record is from the annotation of a GenBank genome assembly.